AUGUUUGUUGCGGAGAAGAUGAUGAUGAUGACGAGGACGAGAACAACAACAACUGUUUUCACAAACUCGAGGAGCAAAAGAAGCGAACGAAUAAUAAUAAAGCGAUUACGAUUCAGACGACGAGCAAAAGUCGAAGAAGAUAAAGAAGAAGUCUUUGACGAAAUCCCUGUCCUUUCCGGCGAGCGUUUCUUACAGUUACACCGGGAGAAAAGCACUCCGGAUGAUGACGAUGAAAAUUGUUUACAACUCGCCAUGUACUCGUCGCACGUUCGGGCCAUCACGACAGAUUCCGAGUCGUUUGUGAUGAAAGUGGACGACCACGGGUUUCAUCGCGGGCACGCGGUGUUCGACACGGUUUCUAUCGACGCGGAGACGAGAACGUUUCAAGACUUGGAUUACCAUUUGGACCGAUUGAAAACGAGCGCGGAGAUGGCGUUUCUAACCUUCCCGAAAGGAUUGGAGAGUUUGGAUUCGCUGGCGCGAAUAGUGAAAGAGACCGUGUCGGCGGCGUUUGAGGAGAAAGAGAGAAGACAACGCGGGAGGAGUCCUUCCUCCUCUGAUUGUUGUUCUUCAAUGAUGCAAGCUCGGUUUUAUUUAACAGCCGGCGUCGGGGGAUUUUCCCUAUCCGCGAAGGAGUGCGCUGAAGGGAGCAAUUUUUAUUGCGUGGUUAUCGAGCGGACGAAAGCAGAAACGACGAAAGCGUUGCGCGCUCGAACGACACCGAUUGCGGUGAAGAAUAAACCAUUUUCGAAUAUUAAAUCGACGAAUUAUUUACAAAAUUGUAUGAUAACCACGGACGCAGAGAUGCACGGCGCUGAUGUUGGAAUAUGGGUAGCAAACGAUGGGAAAGUUUUAGAAGGACCGAGCGCGAACGUGGCGUUUGUCGAUGACCGGGGAAUCUUUAUAGCGCCGAAAGUUGACGACGUUCUCGACGGCGUAACGAUGAGAAGAUGUUUUGAAUUCGUCGAGAAAGGGUUGUUGGCUGACGUCGGCGUCGUCGAAUGCGAACGAAGAGAUUGUAGCUUCCGAGAAUUAGUUUUAGAGAGACGCGCGAAAGAGUGCAUGAUGAUAGGUAGCGUCGUUCAAUGCGUACCGAUCGAGAAGUGGGACGACGUUGAUAUUGGUCGAGACGAAGGAUGCGAGAGGUAUUAG
Molecule: messenger RNA, 1152 nt
Organism: Bathycoccus prasinos
Lineage: Eukaryota; Viridiplantae; Chlorophyta; Mamiellophyceae; Mamiellales; Bathycoccaceae
Exons: 2
Coding region: 1-1152 (383 amino acids)
Biological process (GO): carboxylic acid metabolic process
Molecular function (GO): catalytic activity
Source: RefSeq, a predicted model, not a curated record